AGGCCCACAGAGCGGUGCGAGGGUCCGCUGAGGAGAAUCAUAUCUCUUUAGCUCUCCGACAGAAAAACAUUAUACCCCACCUCGCGCACUGUUAUUGUUAUAGUUCUCUAAAAUAUUUUCCUUUAUUCUCGCAUAAAGCUUCGCUUUCACAUAUCUCUGUGAUGCCCGCUAGUCUAUAUCAAUCAAAUCUAAACAUGGAACGAAUACAAAGCUCGGAUUUAGAGGAUAACCGUGCAGUGAAGUUGGCCUACGAGCUAGCCAUGUUGGGGUUGGAUAACUCCUCAGCCCUCUCCAUGGAGUCCUUGAGUCUGAACAGCCAUACGCUUGCACAGUUAGAGGAGCUUAAGACGAGAAAAUCUCAGAAUAUGACUGAAUGUGUACCGGUUCCAACCUCAGAGCAUGUUGCAGAAAUAGUCGGCAGACAGGGAUGCAAGAUCAAGGCAUUGAGAGCUAAGACGAACACGUACAUCAAGACCCCUGUGAGGGGGGAUGAACCUGUGUUUGUGGUGACUGGACGCAAGGAGGACGUUAACCUAGCAAAGAGAGAGAUUCUCUCCGCUGCAGAACAUUUCUCCCAAAUCAGAGCUUCAAGGAAGAAUAAUAUCAAUUCCACUCUUGCGUUCGGUCAGAUGGUCGCUAAUACUCCUGGUCAAACCACAAUUCAAGUCAGGGUCCCAUACAGAGUUGUUGGGCUGGUGGUAGGACCCAAGGGGGCCACCAUCAAGCGUAUCCAGCAGCAGACCCACACCUACAUAGUCACUCCAUCAAGAGAUAAGGAGCCGGUAUUUGAGGUUACAGGAUUACCAGAGAACGUAGACUCCGCCAGAAAGGAGAUAGAGUCCCACAUUGCGCUUCGUACUGGCUCCGGGUUGUUUGACAACAUGGACGGUAUCGACGACAACAUCACUGCCAACUUCAGCUCAGCAUUUAGUAGCUCAGGGAGCUCAGGACUCAGUUCUAUUCUCUCGGAUUCGGCCAGUUCUAGCUCAAGCAACGCGAACCUGCUCAGUAAAUACAGUUCUAAUAGUAUUCUCUCCAGUUCCCAAUCCCAUAACAUGGGUAACCUAGGCUCUAACAUGAACAACAUUGAGGAUCUUCACUUUCACAGUCUUAUCGAGAGCAAUAACUUUGACUCCAAGUUCAACAACAUGAAGAACAGAGAUAUCUCCAGUAUUGGAAGUGCGCUGUGGGGUUGCGGAGACUCUCAUGACUCCGGGAUUGGACAUUCUCCACCUUACGAUUCUUCUCAUUCCCUGACAGGGUUGAGCAGUGGUGCCAUCUGGAACGAGCUUGGUAAGGUUCUUGGGAACCUUGAUUCUCCAACCGAAUCCUCUCCAGGGAUGAACGCCAUAUCCAAACCAUCUCCCUCUACUCCUCGCUCUGCCAGCAUUGAUCUCGGUAUUCCUCUCUCUAGUGGAAACCUCUCCCUUGGCAUUUCCGAUACAAUCCUCAACAGCGACGGGAACUGCUCCCUCCCGUUCUCCCUGAACGGACUGAGCACGCUCGCGACGCUCUCGGCCUCUUUGAGCACGCUGAACGAGAACGGUGCGCUGGACGCGUCUGACCUGCUCUCCAGUCUGCGCAGGAACGGUUCUCCAGAUCAGGAUUUGCACAUGAGCAAACUACAUCAGGCAUUUUCUACCGUAACUGACUCCAAGCCAAUGGGCAUACACAGAGAUUUUUUAUCUUAUCCUAAUCACUGAGGAACUUACACAAAGUAUCAACUGACUUGGCAUAUAUUGAAACCAUAUAUAUUUUUUCAAUUUAUAUAUUUAUAUUUGUUUCAUUGUUGUGUGUCCUUUUCAUAGAAGGUUAAUUUUGCAUAAAUGUUAGAAUUAAGAUCUCAGAACUCGACCAAAGUUACCUUUUUUACUUGUAUAAAAAACUGACUUCUCAGCGCUCUUUAUUUUUUUUACUUUUUCAACGCUGUGUGUCCGAGAAGUCAAUAAAUCAUAUUGUAAAGAUCAUUUUUUCUUUUAUGCAAAGUGAACUAACCAAUUAUACGUUAAAUAAAAAACAUCACAGUAUAUAGAGGGUCUAGAUGCCUGAAACAUAUUGGGAUAUAUAUAUAUUUAGCAUGUGGAAAAUAUUGUGAAUUAGAUAUAUUGAUGUAUGUGUUAUAUUUCUUAUUUUUUAUAAAUUCCUACCAGAGUCUAUUAGAAUAACAAGAUUUUUAUUGCGUGAAUGUCUAUUGAAUGCUUUUAUGUAGCUCAAAUACUACCCUUUACCCAGACCCCUGAAAACAAUAUUUUACAUCAUGUUAAGCACCUUAUACUUUUCUACUUCUUAUUGUUUGAAUAAAGUUAUAGUAUUAUUUCGUUAAAGAAUAAAUUAUCUGUACAAA
Eurytemora carolleeae is the source of this 2344-nucleotide messenger RNA. Its product is annotated as RNA-binding protein MEX3B. The record is from RefSeq and is a predicted model, not a curated record. The transcript has 2 exons. Bases 162 to 1703 code for a protein of 513 amino acids. NCBI's taxonomy places the organism in Eukaryota, Metazoa, Arthropoda, Copepoda, Calanoida, Temoridae. Gene Ontology annotation, molecular function: RNA binding.